AUGUCGUCUGCCGGGUCGUCGUCGGCGUACGCCUUCAAGCCGGGCGGCUCGCUCAAGCUCAAGGGCGACGACGGCAAGAAGGACAAGAAGAAGAAGAAAAAGGUCAAGUCGUCCCUGUCGCACGAUGCCAAGCACGCUUCACAGUCCGCCUCUUCCUCCAAAAGCAAGGCUCACGAUGACGGCAAACACAGCCGAGACGGAGACGAAGGAUCGGACCUGCAAGAUCCAACCGAAACUGGCCCCGCUCCCAGCAGCCGCCGAAUGACCGAGGCGGAGCGCAGGUUUGAGGAAGUGCGGCGCCAACGCAUGCAGCAGCGCAUCGCCAAAGAGGCACGCACCUCGCACAAGGAAAAGGUGGAAGCGUUCAACAAGUAUCUGGGAUCGCUCUCGGAGCACCACGACAUCCCCAAGCUGGCGCGCAGCGUCAUCGACGACUGUCACCGUAAAGAUCCCGCCUACGCACAGCGCGCUGCGUCUUCGUCGUCUUCCGGCGCCGAUGCGGCCGAUGCCAAGAACAAGGUGGACGAGCUGGCCUAUGCGGAUAGCAUGGAGUCGUUCGCAUCGCAUCUGAUCGGUCUUCGACUCGAGACUCCCGAGUACCGCGCGUUCGCUGCCACGGUCUCGCCCUCGUCGCCAUCCGAUGCCGAUGCGGUCGCUCGCACCGGCGAUCUGCUUCGUGUCGCUGCACGCUGCCAGCACCUCGAGCGCUUCCUCACCCCGCGCGCCUCGUAUCCGGACGGCAAAGCGGGCUAUCUCAAGUGGCGGCGCGACCUGUACAAGAUCCAGGCGGACCGCGCCAAGCAGCUCCUCACCCAGGCGGGCAUCAGCGAGACCGAGGCCGACUGGGUGCACAAGUGGGUGAGCAAGACCGAGCUCAACCCAGGCAGGGAGUCGGGCGACAUGGGAACGCAGAUGCUCGAGGACGCUGCCGUGCUCGUCUUCUUGCAGAACGAACUCGAACUCUUUGCUGGUCAGCACCAGGAGUAUACCGAGCAAAAAUUCGUCGACAUCAUCAAGAAGACCUGGAGGAAGCUCUCGGCGCUCGGCAAGCAGGAGGCGCUCAAACUCAGCAUGCCCAGCGGUCUCGAGCCCAUCGUCCGCAAGGGCAUCGAGGCUGUCGAAGGCCCUUCGACUCAGCAGGAACAAGGCAUCCCUGCUGAUGCAUCCGCUGCAGCUGACAGUGCGAGUCGGAAGAAGCAGACGUCUUCGUCGGCAGCGAUCACAUCAGGCUCGACACUUGCACGUGCGCUUCGACCCAAGAACGCUGCUGAAGCCGAGGCAUUGCUUGCGGAGCGUGCCGCGCGCACUGACGAUGCCACGGACGAGCCGGACAUGUUUGGCGCACGUCUGCUCAAGGCGGACGACGAUAUCUGGACGCACAAUGCGUGGGACCACGUCACACCACCCGCAUCGCACUAUGAGCAGGUGGCAGCGACGCUGGCCAAGCAAGCAGAAACCAAGCUUUCGCUGGACGAAGCCGAGGUAUUCCACCAAGCGCCCGCCGGGUAUUGGGACACGUUCUACUCGGCGCACGAGAACCGCUUCUUCAAAGACCGCAAGUGGCUCCACCUCGAGUUUCCCGAACUCGUCGAAACGACCCUCGAAUCAGCGGGUGACAAGACCGUACUAGAGGUCGGAUGUGGUGCGGGCAACACUGUGUUUCCAUUGCUGGAGAUCAACAAAAAUCCAAAACUCACCAUCCACGCAUGCGAUUACAGCGCAGAGGCGGUGGGUGUUGUACGAUCCAAUCCGCUCUGCAGCUCGGCUCCUGCGGGUGCAAAGUGUCAUGCAUCCGUAUGGGAUCUCAGCUCUUCCACAGCCCUACCCACCGGUUUGGAGGAGGAGAGCGUGGAUGUGGUGGUGUUGAUCUUUGUCUUUUCCGCACUGCAUCCUCGAGAAUGGCGCCAGGCGAUUAGCAAUAUCCGCAAACUUCUCAAGCCGGAUGGUAUCGUGCUGUUCCGUGACUAUGGACGGUACGAUCUGCCCCAGCUUCGCUUCAAGAAACGUCGCAUGUUGCAGGACAACUUUUACCUGCGUGGCGACGGUACGCGCGUCUACUUUUUCGAACCCCAGGAACUCUUUGCAAUCUUCAACGCCCGUCCCCAAUCCACCACAACCACCACCACCCAGGACAAUAAGGAAGUUCAGCAGGUCGAUGAAUCCACUGCCGGCAGCGCGCGAGCUGGGGAAAAGUACGAUUUCGAAACGGUGCAGAUGGCUAUUGAUCGCAGACUCAUCGUCAACCGAAAGGAGCGCAAGCAGAUGUAUCGCAACUGGCUCCAAGCCAAGUUUCAGCUGCUUCACUCGUAA
This is a messenger RNA of Moesziomyces antarcticus, 2310 nucleotides long. RefSeq names its product methyltransferase. Bases 1 to 2310 code for a protein of 769 amino acids. The transcript is spliced from 4 exons. Lineage: Eukaryota; Fungi; Basidiomycota; Ustilaginomycetes; Ustilaginales; Ustilaginaceae. Gene Ontology annotation, molecular function: tRNA (cytidine-N3)-methyltransferase activity. The record is from RefSeq and is a predicted model, not a curated record.